CCCACCACCUCGUCUCUUAUUCCUACCAGCAGACAAUGGCAAAUGUCGUUACCCACCCACAUCUACAGGUCGGCUUUCACCCUGGCCCAGUUGGCCACUCACCUUCACCACUGGGCUUCGGAUUUGGCCUUUCAACCACCGGAAUGAUGCAAGGCUGGCCGUCUCCAGCCUCACAUACCCAGCCAUCACCCUGGGCCGUCGCGCCACCACCAUCACAAGUACAGACAAGGCUGGCGAAGAGGCGACUUGAGCCGGAGGAUGAGGACCGAGACGAGAGGAUGGACAGGAGCCCUACGCCGGAGAGACCUAAGCGUGCCGCACCGAAGCGGGCUCGCACCACGCCUGCCGCAGUUUCAACUGCUGGGAAGGAGCAGCAGCAUACUGCGAAGGAGAAUAAGCCACAUUCGCAGAAUGAGGAGAGCGACGUGGAUGUGGGCUUUCUGCUAGCGAGCCUACCUCCGCAGUCUCUCCUCCCGCUUGUCACGUCGCUGCUCUCUGCCCAACCCGCACUCAAGUCUACAAUUCUUUCUCUCAUCCCCCGCCCGACUCUCGACACUGCCUUACAAGGAUUGGCUAAUUCAGCCCAGAAACUGAAGGAAGCAUACCCGUAUUCAAAUUCCGUCUUCUCUCAGCCAGGACCUCCCUCGUUCAGCAUUCCCGGCAGCAAUCGCGCAUCCCAGUCGUCGUUUUCGACUGGCUUUGGUUUUGGCGUUCGACCUGCAGCCGGUACCGGUUUCGGCUCGGCGUCUUCCUGCGCGUCGAGCGGCGGCAUGCGAGAGGAGUACAUCAUAUCCCGCCUACGACCCCACAUACAGGAGUUUGUCUCUGCCUGUUUCUCAUACCUCCCCUACUUCUCCAUCGCCACCACGUUCGAGCCUGCAUUCUCUUCAAGAUCACAUGCAGCCCAGACCCAUGCCUCCGCUCUUCGCCAACAACACAAGGACAAGCUGCACCCGACGGAAACCUAUCUCUUCCUCGCCGCCCUCACGUCACACGUUCUGUCACAACCUCCGCUUACGCAAGCGUCCCUCGUGCCCCUGCUCGUCUCGCGUUUGGAGGAGGAGUGGAAAGCUUGGGUGGAUCAUGUGGACAAGACCGUGAACCAGCAGGGCGGUAUGUUCGGGAGGGAGACGGUGGCCACAUGGGAGCGUGGUUUGGACGACUUCGCGCAAGCAAAGGAUCAUGGAAUGGAGAUGAUGAAGGACAUCCGGGAUCGUUGGGUUUCGAAGGUUGGUUGGCUAGUCGGACGACAGCCCGUGCAUCACAUGGACGAGCUUUGAGCUCGCGCGCCGAAGACGAGGCGGGUUUGGUUUCUCUUAGCGAAGUUUGUGGACCUACGAAUGUUCAUCAUUCUCGUAAUAUCCCCUGCCCAUCUUUCACCCAGUUUCCGUAGUCGCACAGCGCUCAGCAUCUGCAUGGCUUCCGUUCCCUCCACAUCGUAUUUUCUACUCCACUUGCUUAUCCGCAUCUGUACAACUGCAACGCCUCCCCAACCUAGUAUGCAA
Dichomitus squalens LYAD-421 SS1 is the source of this 1505-nucleotide messenger RNA. RefSeq lists its product as uncharacterized. Gene Ontology annotation, biological process: nuclear protein quality control by the ubiquitin-proteasome system; proteasome localization. Gene Ontology annotation, cellular component: nucleus. NCBI's taxonomy places the organism in Eukaryota, Fungi, Basidiomycota, Agaricomycetes, Polyporales, Polyporaceae. Bases 36 to 1280 code for a protein of 414 amino acids. The transcript is spliced from 2 exons. The record is from RefSeq and is a predicted model, not a curated record.